CGGUUCGAGAAGAAGUACAAGGCGGAGCUGAGCGGGGGCACGGUCUCCAAGGGGACGCAGUUCGAAUACGCCUGGUGCCUGGUGCGCAGCAAAUACACCGACGACAUCAAAAAGGGCAUCGUGCUGCUGGAGGAGCUGGUGCCCAAAGGCUGCAAGGAAGAACAACGCGACUACGUCUUCUACCUGGCCGUGGCCAAUUACCGGCUGAAGGAGUACGAGGAGGCCCUGAAGUACAUCCGGGGGCUGCUGAAGACGGAGCCCAAGAACACGCAGGCACUGGAGCUGAAAAAGCUCAUUGACAAGGCCAUGCAGAAAGACGGCCUGGUCGGCAUGGCGAUCGUCGGCGGCAUGGCCCUGGGCGUGGCCGGCCUGGCUGGUCUCAUCGGAUUGGCCAUCUCCAAGUCAAAAUCGUAACCCUCCCGUGCAUCCCGCCCUUGCCCCUGUUCUCCCCUCCCGCCAGGCCUGGGAGCCCACGCGCUAACUCCACUCAGAGUCACUAAUCGUCCCCCUCCCUGCCCUGGGACCCCCCCAUGCUCUCGGGUGGCUAAUCAGUGCAAUAGGGGUUCGGACACAUGGGAAGAAGGGUUGGGGGGGGCCGAUUGGCCGGCUUCCCUUUUCCCAGGCAGUAGCGGGAGAUGGCUGGGGAGCCUGGAGCGGAGACGUCUCCAGCCGCGCACGGGAGCGGGCGGUGGUUCUCUUGCAGGGGGCCGGGGCAGGGUCUGAAGUCCGGCCACCAGUCUCCUCCGUUUCGGGCCCCGCUGUGCCAGGAUUCCCCCGCCCCGCGCCCCUGCGGGCUGGGCGGGAACAGAGGGGCCGUCCCGGCUGCAGGCUUUGCCGGCUGGGCCCCAGGGCAGAUCUUCCUUUCCUGUCCCUGCUCUAACCGCUGCCUUCGCACUGUAAAUAAAGGUUGGUUUUGAUUUGA
Molecule: messenger RNA, 922 nt
Organism: Terrapene triunguis (Three-toed box turtle)
Lineage: Eukaryota; Metazoa; Chordata; Testudines; Emydidae
Gene: FIS1
Product: fission, mitochondrial 1
Exons: 4
Biological process (GO): mitochondrial fragmentation involved in apoptotic process; peroxisome fission; autophagy of mitochondrion
Cellular component (GO): peroxisomal membrane; mitochondrial outer membrane
Molecular function (GO): protein binding
Source: RefSeq, a predicted model, not a curated record